Molecule: messenger RNA, 429 nt
Organism: Aphidius gifuensis
Lineage: Eukaryota; Metazoa; Arthropoda; Insecta; Hymenoptera; Braconidae
Product: lipase 1-like
Exons: 3
Coding region: 1-429 (142 amino acids)
Biological process (GO): lipid metabolic process
Source: RefSeq, a predicted model, not a curated record
AUGAACUAUCAUAAGCAAAAAUAUUUCAUUUUAUUUUUGGGUUUAUUUUUUAACCCAACAUACGGCUGGAAAACAACAUUAGAAAUAUUAAAGGACAAUGGAAUUACGGGAGAAGUACACUAUGUAACAACAGAAGACGGUUACAUAUUGACAAAUUAUAGAAUAAAUGGAGGUGAAAAUUCAACACCAGUUGUUCUAGGCGUUGGAAUAACAUUUGAUGGAUCCAGUUGGUUAAUGCGAGGACGAAAUGAUUCCCUUGCGUACUUGCUGGCUGAUCAGGGCUAUGAUGUCUGGUUGAUUAAUAAUCGAGGAACUGAUGAUGGUUUAAAACAUGUUAAUUUAACAUCAGAUGACUCAAAAUUUUGGGAUUUCACUUUUCAUGAAAGUGGAGUUUAUGAUCUUCCAGCGAUAAUUGAAUACAUAAAUUAA